Messenger RNA from Aspergillus novofumigatus IBT 16806, 398 nucleotides. RefSeq lists its product as uncharacterized. The transcript has a single exon. The record is from RefSeq and is a predicted model, not a curated record. Lineage: Eukaryota; Fungi; Ascomycota; Eurotiomycetes; Eurotiales; Aspergillaceae. Bases 70 to 354 code for a protein of 94 amino acids.
CCAUAAAUGUUCAGCCCUCCUAUCGAAGACCGACAUGUUUAGAAACUGAGCUACAGUAGUAGCGCACCAAUGGUACAGCUGUUUCUCGUCAUUCUAUGGCUUGCUACCGUCUCAAACACCAUUGUAACGAGAAUAACCAGAAGGGUCUCCAUGUAUUUUGUCAUAUGUUGCCGAAGACUAGGUGGAAAAGUCAUAGGAGUCUCUGACUUACAUGCCCCUUUCCAAACUAAGGCGUUAAUUCACCGAUUCAACCUGAAAAGCAAUUUCCCCAAUCUAGUUGAACUCCUCGAUAAACCAGCGUCCCUUGUUCGGCAUAGUCCCCGGAUAUUGUCCAGACUUUCCUAUAUCAACUAAUAUCUCCAGCCCCCGCCUGCAGACAUUCAACUGUCUUUCCUGGC